ACUAGAAAAUGUAAAAAACAAAAUCAAAAGCUUUGCAAGACCUAUUAUAGGAAGAGAUGAUGACGUGGGCGGCUAAAUAUCCGUUGCCACAGACUACAAGGCCGGUCUACUUUGUGCAGAGCCCACCGAACACAGACGUAGACAAGAUAUCGACCAGAACGGAUUUUAGCCCGUUUGGAUCACCCUCUAACCGACAAAGCCAGGUCAGUCACUACCAUCAUCGUGAGUCUGUGGGCGAUUCCCCUUCGACAUCACGGUUCUCAGGACCAUUGAGAAAUGGGUACAGUAGCCUCCAAGUGUAUGAUCAUGACCGUCCAAUCAACGAGGAUGAUGAUGAUGAUGAAAUGGACGGUCCAGACGAGAGGAGGGGAAGGAAAACGAGGUUUUACUCGUGCUUGCUGUUUAACUUUGUGUUGGCCUUCACCAUCUUCUGUCUAAUUUUGUGGGGUGUUUCCAAAUCUUUCUCACCUAUUGUCUCCAUGAAGGGGUUGGUAAUUGAGAGCUUGAACGUGCAAUCCGGGAACGACGCAUCGGGAGUACUCACAGAUAUGCUAACUCUAAAUUCAACGGUCAGGAUCUUAUACAGAAACCCUGCAACUUUUUUCACUGUCCACGUCACCUCCCUUCCCCUCCAGCUCAGCUAUUCACAGCUCAUUCUCGCCUCCGGUCAGAUGGAGAAGUUCUCUCAACGAAGGAAGACAGAGAGAAUCAUUGAGACCAAAGUAUUAGGCAAUCAAAUUCCUUUGUACGGAGGCGUACCGGCUCUCUACUCCCAACGAGCUAAACCGGACCGAGUCGUUCUGCCUUUGAAUCUGACGUUCACGUUGCGAUCACGGGCUUAUGUGCUCGGCCGAUUGGUCAAGACUAAGUUCUACUCGAAAAUCAGAUGCAGCAUCACAUUCCAUGGCGACAAACUUGGCAAGCAACUUGAUCUCUCUAAGUCUUGCUAUCUCCAUUAACAGAGAUGACUCAAAUGAGCGGCGAAAUCAAUUCCUUUUGUUUAUUAGAAAAGAUUAAAUUAUUUCUGUGAGAU
This is a messenger RNA of Eutrema salsugineum, 1033 nucleotides long. RefSeq lists its product as uncharacterized. The transcript is spliced from 3 exons. The coding region runs from base 57 to 959 and encodes 300 amino acids. Lineage: Eukaryota; Viridiplantae; Streptophyta; Magnoliopsida; Brassicales; Brassicaceae. The record is from RefSeq and is a predicted model, not a curated record.